UCUCUCUCUCUCUCUCUCUCUUUCUCUUUCUACCUCUCUCUCCCCCUCUCUCUCUCUCUCUUACUCACUCACACACUCACACACACACACACACACACUCACACACACACAGGCCGCUGCUGUCGCUUUGAUCUUCCCUUAACAACAGUGCACGUCACAGGCUGCAUCGCACAGAAAGGGAGUUUUGUCAGGCGGAACGCGGCGCGAGACUUGUUCAGUGGCUUGCGAGCAGCACAGACGGCGAGAGCGGCAUCAGCACAAACCUCCGUCCUUGCCGAAAAAAGAAGACAUUUUUCUCUCCUCAACUUUUUUCUUCCUCCGUGCCAAAGUCAGCGCCGAAGCCAUGGAGCACCAGCUGUUCUGCUGCGAGGUGGAUACCAUAAGAAGAGCUUACCACGACGCCAACUUGUUGAAUGAUCGAGUUUUACAGACAAUGCUCAAAGCGGAGGAAAACUAUCUCCCCUCGCCCAAUUAUUUCAAAUGCGUGCAGAAAGAAAUUGUACCCAAAAUGAGGAAAAUCGUCGCCACAUGGAUGCUAGAGGUGUGCGAAGAACAGAAAUGUGAAGAGGAGGUUUUCCCUUUGGCCAUGAACUACUUGGACAGGUUUCUGUCUGUUGAACACACUAAAAAGACGCGACUGCAGCUGCUGGGAGCCGCCUGCAUGUUCUUGGCCUCCAAAAUGAAGGAAACCGUGCCAUUAACAGCUGAGAAGCUUUGCAUAUACACAGACAACUCCAUCCGCCCCUGCGAACUAUUGCAAAUGGAGCUGCUUGUACUGAAUAAGCUGAAGUGGGAUCUAGCCUCGGUGACACCACACGACUUCAUUGAACAUUUUCUCACCAAACUGCCCAUUCAUCAGAGCGCCAAGCAGAUCCUGCGCAAACACGCACAGACGUUUGUGGCUCUCUGUGCAACAGAUGUCAACUUCAUCGCAAGCCCCCCCUCGAUGAUCGCGGCAGGAAGUGUUGCCGCGGCUGUGCAGGGACUCUACUUGAAGGGUGCCGACAGUUCUUUAUCCUCCCAGAACCUCACCAACUACCUGUCCCAAGUUAUCAGGAGUGACCCAGACUGUCUUCGAUCGUGCCAGGAGCAGAUCGAAUCUCUGCUGGAGUCCAGUCUGAGGCAGGCGCAGCAGCAAAGCAAUUCCACAGAAAGCAAACGCGUGGAGGAGGACGUGGAUCUCUCCUGCACUCCAACAGACGUCAGGGACAUUAACAUCUGAAGGUGCCGGCCUUCGUCUAGAGUCUUGUUUUUUCAUUGGGGUAAUGGGCUUUGACCAUAGGCUUCAUGGGACUAGAGGGCACACAGCCCCCGCACCACCAGAGCCCACACAGACACCUCGACCAAUCCUAAUCAGUCCCUCAGAGUGCCCUCGCUGUUGACCCCUCAGUGGCACCCCCAGUGCCUUCACGAUUGGGCUGUUGCUGGCCAGGACCACCAGAAGAGGACAAGGGAAGGAUAAAAACCUUGAUCAUCCCUUCCACAUUGCUUAUUUCUCUCUUUUUCGAACCCUCUUCACAUAACUUGAGUCAAAAAAAGACAAAAAAUGUAUAGUUAAUCUAGGAUUUUUUAAAUUGCAACAGCUGCAUAUAUUAUUUAUGUAGUUGGUACUUGUCUAAUGUACAGACAAGGAAAUAGGUUGGUAAUUUUAUUUCAAGUGUAUCAAUAACCAUUAUUUGAAAGAGAAGAGGCAUUAUUUUUGUUUCAUUUUAUCUCUUUCUUUUAGCUAUGUCACACAUGCUAACAGUCACCCCAGCCAUUUCUUUUUUUUUUUUUUUUUUUUUUUUGCAGUCUAGGCAUGUGUAUGUAUCCCCGCUUGCUUAUGCGUUUAGUCACUUUAUUCUAUUGUCUAGACUUUUAAAAUCCCUAACAUGUUUCUUUUUCUUUCAAAAUGGCUUGUGUAACCCUAGUAUAUUUUGUUAAGCAUGUGUUAUUCUAUGUUAUGAUUUAGAGGCCUGUGGAUUGCCAAAGCUAAGGCUUUAACUUAACACCAGACAGAACCAUUUCCAUUUUCCCCCAUUUCUUUGUUUUUUUUUUUUUUUUUUUUGAUUGUCCUCACUGCCAAUGCCAUCACUGGUUGUGACACAAUAAGCUUCUCUCCUACCCGCUUCCUAUGUUACAUUCGCAGUGCAAUCCACAGUCUACUUUCUGUUUAGAUUUAUGUAUUAUAAUCUAAAACCAUUCCAUUUAAAAAAAAAAAAGCACUUUCAGUUCGUCUUGUAAGGCUGACUUAUGAAAAAAAAAUCCACAUUUGUAAAACAAAACUGAAAAAAAAAAAACUUGGAAUGGAGUAGGAUUUGACGACAGGUUUAUUUCCUGUCUGCAGCAUGGAGCAGGUCUCUUUAUGGUGUUAUAGUUUAGAGAGAGAGAGAGAAACGGAGAGUUGGAAAAGAAAUGGAUUCUCAGAAUAGUAGAGGAGCAUUACAGCAACCGCCACUAUCCGACUGGCUGAGAUGGAUGCUGGAGAACGUUGAGGUGCUCUCAAGCCUGCCACCGUUCAGUUCCAGGUGCAUUGAUGCAUUUAAAACACUAAAGUUAAAAAAAAAAAAAAAAAAAAAAAAAGCUAUAUCAAAGAUUGAGAACUAUUUAUUUUGUUCUAUUCCCCCUCGUAUAAGGCCAGUAUGGAAUGCAACAACAGGAUGCCUGAAUUUUGAAGUGUGCUCAAUGCACGACUGUUUGCUACCUUGUGUGAAAUGGAGAAGCCCCAUAGUUAUUGUUCAGAGCUGACAAACUCUGGAUGAGAAACAAACAAACAAAAAAAAAAAACAGAAUUACAAGAGAAAACAAAGUGCUGUGGCCUCUAGAAGAUUUUGCACAAACCCCAAGAUGUAAUGUCUUUUCUCAACUUUCGGUGGAGGAGAAAACAGGGACGAAGGGGGACGUUAGAGGUGGCAGAGUGAGACGUUAAAAGGGGUGACGCCUGGACAUCAGAAAGUAACUGCAGAACUAAACUAAGGUGUUUGUACAAUGAGAAAAGAAGAGAACACGGGAGCACACACUCCUCAUAUUUAGCUGCUAUGGUGGGAUUUCCGGCAAGUAUGAAACUUUGAAUGAAAAAAAAAAAAAAAACAAAAAAGAAAAAAAAAAGGAAAAGACAUGCUUUGUUCUCUUGUCUUGUUUUGCUGCUAUUUUUGGUUUUGUCUAUGUAUAAUGUCAAUAUACUGCCAUAGGUUUUUAAUUUUCUCAUAGAAAAUUAUGAUAUUGACAUCUGUUUCUUUUGGUAGUUUUUUAUGUGAUCAGUUUUUAUUAAUGUGAUUUCUGCGCUAUUCCAAAAAAGAGGAAAAAAAGAAAAAAAUAGACAAAUGUUCCUGUUUUACCCACAAUACCUCAACCAGUCAUGAUUUAGUAAUGAUGAUUUUUUUUUUUUCCUCAGUUCUGUCUUUUGUUUUACUUCAUUAUUCAGUGUCUGCUGGUCUGGUAAUUGGACACCCAUUAUACAUUACAUUCUCCUUCUGGGUCCUGAUAUGAGCAAAAAUAAAUAAAUAAAUAAAAAUUUAGCAUUAAAGCUAAAGAAAAGCAUUAAAUGAAAUUGGUGCCAUAAACAGCUUGAUUAUAUAACUCAUAUGAGUUUUUAACUGUUUCAUUAAAAGAGACUUUUAUGCCCCUGCCUUUAGGCCCCUUUGUGGCCUGGUCUAAAUGUAUUUAUGAAGCUUUUGUUCAAAUUGAAAGCAGAUAUGAAUUUGUGAAUUUUACAAAGCCAUAGUAUUGUAGUAAUUUAACAUGGAUCCCAUGUCAGAAGCUGGAUAUGUUGCUUUGAACACAGGAAGCUUGGCAUGUUAACAUCACAUGUGUCAAUAUCACAAUAAAUGGCAUGUAGAUGCAA
This is a messenger RNA of Pangasianodon hypophthalmus (striped catfish), 3823 nucleotides long. RefSeq names its product cyclin D1 (gene ccnd1). Gene Ontology annotation, biological process: positive regulation of G1/S transition of mitotic cell cycle; regulation of cyclin-dependent protein serine/threonine kinase activity; mitotic cell cycle phase transition. Gene Ontology annotation, molecular function: cyclin-dependent protein serine/threonine kinase regulator activity. Gene Ontology annotation, cellular component: cyclin-dependent protein kinase holoenzyme complex; cytoplasm; nucleus. The record is from RefSeq and is a predicted model, not a curated record. Lineage: Eukaryota; Metazoa; Chordata; Actinopteri; Siluriformes; Pangasiidae. The transcript has 5 exons. The coding region runs from base 344 to 1222 and encodes 292 amino acids.